Molecule: messenger RNA, 6132 nt
Organism: Pipra filicauda (Wire-tailed manakin)
Lineage: Eukaryota; Metazoa; Chordata; Aves; Passeriformes; Pipridae
Gene: KIF3B
Product: kinesin family member 3B
Exons: 9
Coding region: 163-2559 (798 amino acids)
Biological process (GO): microtubule-based movement
Molecular function (GO): ATP binding; microtubule motor activity; microtubule binding
Source: RefSeq, a predicted model, not a curated record
AAAAAUGCUUCAAUUUCUGCCCACCCUCCCCUCUUGGGCACCUGGGGCACAUCUUCAAGUGCAUCCACCUCAAGCUUGACCUUGACACAGGGACCUGGCCCAGGUCACUUUAGGCUGAACUAAUUUAAUGAAGGAAUUCCCCUCUUUGAUGGAGAAGAGUGGAUGGCACGGCAGCAUUCCCAGCUUUCUGGCCAUUGCUGUCCAGCUCAAACAUUGCCCUGGAGUUUCUGGGGAGUAGGAACACUGCCAACUAAUUGGUUUUACUGUCCAGUUACACACUUGGGUUUCCAGCACGGGAUCAUCCACCCAUCGGAUCACACCAGCCACAGACCCGCCGUCAUGUCCAAGCCAAAGAGCUCCGAGUCCGUGCGGGUGGUGGUGCGCUGCCGGCCCAUGAACAGCAAGGAGAAAACUGCUUCCUACGAGAAAGUUGUUAAUGUGGAUGUCAAGUUAGGGCAGGUCUCAGUGAAGAAUCCGCGGGGAGCAUCUCAUGAACUGCCUAAAACUUUCACCUUUGAUGCCGUGUAUGACUGGAAUUCCAAACAGGUCGAACUCUACGAUGAGACCUUCAGACCUCUUGUGGACUCUGUUCUGCAAGGGUUUAAUGGGACAAUUUUUGCCUAUGGGCAGACUGGGACAGGGAAGACAUAUACGAUGGAAGGGGUGCGUGGUGAUCCCGAAAAGAGAGGGGUCAUCCCCAAUUCAUUCGAUCACAUCUUCACCCACAUCUCUAGAUCUCAAAAUCAGCAAUACUUAGUUAGAGCGUCUUAUUUGGAAAUAUACCAAGAAGAAAUCAGAGACUUGUUAUCAAAGGAUCAGUCCAAGCGGCUGGAGUUGAAGGAGAGACCAGACACAGGGGUGUUUGUGAAGGAUUUGACCACCGUUGUUACGAAAAGCGUCAAAGAGAUCGAGCACAUCAUGAAUUUGGGAAACCAGAACCGCUCCGUUGGUGCCACCAACAUGAACGAACACAGCUCUCGAUCUCAUGCCAUUUUCCAGAUCACCAUUGAAUGCAGCGAGCUGGGACUGGACGGAGAGAAUCACAUCCGUGUCGGGAAGCUCAACCUGGUCGACCUCGCAGGCAGCGAGCGGCAAGCCAAGACUGGGGCACAGGGGGAGAGGUUAAAGGAAGCUACUAAAAUCAACCUCUCUCUCUCAGCUUUGGGCAACGUCAUCUCUGCCCUGGUAGAUGGGAAAAGCACACACAUUCCGUACCGGGACUCCAAGCUGACCAGGUUACUCCAGGACUCGUUAGGUGGCAAUGCCAAAACUGUGAUGGUGGCCAAUAUAGGCCCUGCCUCCUACAACGUGGAGGAGACACUGACCACACUGAGAUAUGCCAACCGUGCCAAAAACAUCAAGAACAAGCCACAGGUCAAUGAGGAUCCUAAGGAGGCUCUGCUACGAGAAUUCCAGGAGGAGAUUGCUCGACUCAAGGCACAGCUGGAAAAACGGUCUAUUGGCAAAAGAAAGAGGAGGGAAAGGAGGAGAGAUGGUGGGGAAGAGGAGGAGGACACUGAAGAGGGUGAGGAUGAAGGAGAUGACAAAGAUGACUACUGGAGGGAGCAACAAGAAAAGCUGGAGAUUGAGAAGAAAGCUAUAGUUGAGGAUCACAGCUUGGUAGCAGAAGAAAAAAUGAGGCUGCUGAAAGAGAAGGAGAAGAAAAUGGAGGACCUGAAGCGAGAGAAGGAAGCGACAGAAAUGCUGAGUGCUAAAAUCAAGACAAUGGAAAGCAAGCUCCUGGUGGGAGGGAAAAAUAUUGUGGAUCACACAAAUGAACAGCAGAAAAUCCUGGAACAGAAACGACAGGAAAUUGCAGAGCAGAAACGUCGGGAGCGAGAAAUCCAGCAACAGAUGGAAAGUCGGGAUGAGGAAACACUAGAGCUGAAGGAGACCUAUAGUUCCCUUCAGCAAGAGGUGGACAUAAAGACCAAAAAACUCAAAAAGUUAUUUUCCAAGCUGCAAGCUGUGAAGGCAGAGAUCCAUGAUCUCCAAGAAGAGCACAUCAAGGAGCGCCAGGAACUGGAACAGACCCAGAAUGAACUUACCAGGGAACUAAAGCUAAAGCACCUGAUUAUUGAAAAUUUUAUUCCCUUGGAAGAAAAGAAUAAGAUCAUGAACAGAUCAUUCUUUGAUGAAGAGGAAGAUCACUGGAAACUGCAUCCCAUAACCCGUCUGGAUAACCAGCAGAUGAUGAAAAGACCAGUAUCUGCUGUGGGAUACAAAAGGCCCCUGAGCCAACACGCCAGGACAUCCAUGAUGAUUCAUCCAGAGGCUCGGUACAGGGCAGAGAACAUCGUGUUACUGGAACUGGACGGGCCCAGCCGAACGACGAGGGACUACGAAGGUCCAGCCAUCGCUCCCAAAGUUCAGGCAGCUCUAGAAGCAGCUCUGCAGGAUGAAGAUGAGAUUCAGGUGGAUGCCUCGACCUUUGAGAGCACUUCAAAUAAAAAAUCAAAACCCAGGCCGAAAACUGGAAGGAAAUCGUCGGGAUCCUCGUCAGCAGGCUCCCACAGUUCUCAGCUCUACCCACAGUCACGAGGGCUGGUUCCAAAGUAAAACCAGCAGCUCCUCUCCAGGGAGGAAACAGCCUUUGCCUUCUGGGAGCAGAGACAAAUAAAAACCUGCAGAGAGAGCUCCCGGCCAGCCUCCAGCCCCUUUCCCUGGAGAUGGCCUUGUUGCUGUUUAACUGACUCGGGCCAGUCCAGGGGCACUGAGCCACGGGAAGAUCCGUGCUUGCAAUUCAGCAUUUGGCCUCUGUGGGAAAUGGAUUUUAGUUAGGAAAUCAAAAAUGCAUGAGGUACGUUAAAGUGUGUUAGGAGCAAUGGGAAGCAUGGGGAUCACCUCACAGCAUCACCGUCCUCCUCCUGCACCAGCCCUUCUGCUGCACUGGGCUUUUUGGCUGUUGGGCAAUAAGAAGACAGAGUUGAAAGUCAUCUCAACAGAACCAUCAUUCCAGAGCUCCACAGUGAGAACCAAAUGAGGCUAAAAAGCAGAGGAUCUGUUUGAACUUGACAAGGUGCACAUUUCUUCCUCUUCCUGCUUGAGAGAUCUGGGGUUAAGGUGUUGGUCUGAACAGGCAGGAUGGCAGUGGCCAGUGUGUCCUCAAAAACACACAGCUGUGCCUCCCUUUACAGCUGUAGGACAAAAAGGGGUCUUGAAAACAAUUCUGUGCUCUCUAGAAAGGAAGCAGUAGAAUCUGAAGUCCUUUCCUUGUUUACAGGCAUAAGUAAGAGCUCCCCUGUGCUGACCUCCUACAGACCUCACCCCUACCAACAGGAACCACCUUGUCAAGGAACACCUCUGCAUGCCAGUGCCAGCUCCACAGCUUUCCUCCUCUCUUUUGCCUCCUACUUUACCCCUGGCAUUUAAAACCAGUGUCCCUAUGACAUCUUUAAUGGCAUAUGGCCAUUUUCUCAUGUCUCUCACUGUUCAUGGGAAAUGCAGCAUUGGCUCAGAGCUCUUCCUGCCAGGCUCAGGCUCUCCUGUAAGCUGGGCAGAGCACUGGAACAUGUAGCUGCCUUUGAGUGCACUCCUGGGAGUAUGGUCCCUUCCCUUGGUGUCUAAUGAGGUUCAGCAUUUGGUGCCUCUUGUGCCUCACCUGUUCCAGGGUUGAGCAGCUUUCCCUCUGCACCUCCCAGCCCAUGCAGAGCCCACUGGGAGUGAAAGCAGAUCUAACUGAGGCUGGAUGAUGGAAGCUGGUGUUAAUUCCAGGGGUUUUACUUUGAAAACAAGGGAGGAAGAACUGCUUUUGAUGGUCUCCUUGCAAAGCUGCCCUAUGACUAAAGCAGCCUCCUGUAAUGCCGCAGGCUCGUGUAGCAGGCUAGAGGGAGGUGGAACUCCACACUAAGGACAGAGUAAGGUGUCCCUGUCUAGUGUCCCACAGCUCAUUUGUAAGUUUUAGUUCGCUGUAUAUUGAGACUUGGGAUGUUACUUUUUCUGGUUGCUCUUGGCUGUCAUCCUGUGAACGUCUUUACCUGUUCCCCUCACUGACGACUUCCUCCAGACUGACACGUGUGAGUGUGUGAGGACUUGCCUGGUUGUAGAAAUGCUCUGAUGUGUGGACUCUGCCUUGUGCUUGUUAAGUGUCCAUGGAGUGACUUCACCCAGGCUGGAGAACUCCGUUCUGCUGACCCCCUGAGCAGGAGGAACCGAGCGCUCAGCACAGCUCACCUCUGCAUCCUGCAGGCACGGUGCCCAGGUGAGCCAGCUGCCCAGGUGGGCCCCUAAACACCAACUUGGCUGCUGCAACCCAUGGACUGCUUCCCUGGGCCACAAGGUUAAUAUAUGGAUACACAUAUAUGCACAUAUAAAUAUAUAUAUAUAUAUUAGUUUUGGUGGAGGAAGGAGGAAUUUGCUUAUAAUUGAGAGAGCAGGCACAUGACCAAUUUCUUUCAACCUGAACAUGGAAUCCCGGCAUAAUCUUCCUUUUUAUAAAGCACUGUUUAUAUCCAGAGAGCCUUUUAAUUGGUUUUUGUUGCAUAAUAUAACAUCACCUUCUCUGCCCUCUCCUCCCUCUUUCUCCCCAGCACAUAAUCUUCUGUGCUGGGACAUUUUAAAAGAUGAUUGUAUGGAGUAAGUGCUCAGAGAAUGGAAAUGAAACAAGUGGGGUUUAAAACCCUGAAAUAGCAGCACAGUAUAUAACCACGUCUAUGUACAUACCUGUGUACACAUGUUUUAUGUGAAUAAUGCAUACAGGGACACCUCUGUGUCUGCACAUGUGCACACUCUUCCUCAGUUGCUACUAUUCCAUAGGGAAUUCUAUAUUAAACUCAUAUGCUGGAAACUGCCCUCGUGGCAGGGCUGGUGCCAUGGGACUCUGCAGUGCAAACCUGUUUUCAUGUUGAUGAGCUGGUGAUGUGUCAGAAAGGCUCUGCUUUUAACUCUGUAGAAAUUCAUUAGCAGGUGAAAGAAACUCAGUAGGGUGGAAAAAAGAAUAAAUCUGCAUAUUUAGUCAUUGUAUGUAAAUUGGGGCUGCGGUGGAGAUUUGGUCAGUGUGUUCAUUGGCAAUCUCGGCCUUUUACAGAAGCUUUUUGGAUUCUCAUUCCAAUGGAUUUACCCUCACCAGAUGCUCAGUGGCACUGACACUAAGUUAAGAUACAUUGUCUUAAACUGUACGAAACAUACUGAGCUCUGGGUUGAAGCUUUUAAGAAACAUUCCGGCCGAGUUUGCCCCUCUCCGGGUGAUAUCUGAACCAUCUGGGCUUCCUGCUGGUUAACUAAAGGCAGGAAAUCCAGCCAGACUCCUGGAAGAGGCCCUGAGACAGUGUGCACCGCCACCCUUUCUUCAUAGGAAUGUUUAACAUCCUUGUCUUUGCUCUGAUCUGUAUAAUGGGAUCUUUUUUUUUAAGAAGUGGCAUGGGGCAGGAGUGGGCCCUUGGUGCUGGAGCGAGCGCCGUGUGACACUGACGCAUAGGAAUUAAAGCACUUUCUGAAAUCCUUAAGUCCAGCGCCUUUUUAAAAACAUUUGCAUGCUGCUUGAAUCUUCUCAAACACACAUACCUCUGCCAGAGCACCCGGGGCUGCGCCGGUGCCUUAUACAGAUCAGAGCAGGCCUGUGUUCAGCCAGUUUUAGGUGUUUAACUCUGCCCUCGCUGAACAGGCAGCGCUGGAGUUCCAGUGAGACGCCUCUGGACCUGUCCUCUCUCCUGUCUGUGCUGGUUUACGUGCACCAGGCUUUAAACAGUUCAGUGUGAUUCCUGGGGGGGUCUGUUCGUGCUGUGUUUGCUCCACGGAGCCUUUUCCACAAAUUGGAAAAGAGAAGCUGCAAAAGCCAUAAUUAGCUGGAACUGAAAUGAGAACACCGGUCCUGCCUGCUGCAGUGUGCAGGAGGGGGUUGACUCUCCAGGGUCCAGGCACUUACUGCCUUCUCCAGCUCCCUUUCUUUUUGAAGAGGUGCCCCAGAAUCCCCUCCGUGGGCACAGCUGUCCAUGAGAACUCUCAGCUCCUUGGAGAUACACCCACCUCCGCCUUCUCUUAGGUGAUCUAUAGAAAAAAAAGAACCUGUCCAUAGUUCUGUCCAUAGUUUUACAGCUUAUAUUUAUUUGUAUCAUCUCUUUUGUCUAGGAAUGUAAAGUGAUCCUAAAAUAUGACAUGUAAUAAAGUCAAUAAGAUUUAUUGCAUCUAUCAAAA